AUAAUAACGAUAAUAAACAACACAGAAUUUAACUGGCUUAUUAUUGUAGAGCGGCAGUUCCGUGUCAAGGUCGUUACUUAAUACAGAGUACAUUCUGUGCCUGGAGGAGAGAUUGUGGAACCGAAUGUUAUUGAGUACAGCUCGACAAACCAAGAUGACUGCUCCAAACUACACUGUUACCUCGAUACUAUCCAGCCCCUACGUCAUGAACAAAGAUGGCGGUGGCUACAAGGGAUUCCUCGUUGAUUUACUCGAAAAAGUCGCUGAGGAGGUGGGGUUCAAUUACAACAUUCGGCUCUCCAAAGACGGCAAGUACGGAUCUUAUAGCAAUGGAUACUGGAAUGGCAUGAUUGGAGAGGUGGUGCGAAGGGAGGCAAGCAUUGGUCUAGGAGACGUUACCAUUACCAGAGAAAGAGAACGAGUUGUGGAUUUCUCCAAACCAUACCAAUCCCAGACACUACGUCUUCUAGUGAAAAAGCCUUCUUGGCAUCCCCCCGGUCUUGGCUUCCUACUAGAUCCAUUCUCGUCGGAGAUUUGGCUUUCUAUCCUGUUUGCACUUCUUCUUGUGGCAAUCCUGUUCGUCGUCAUCGGUCGGUUCAACCCGUUUGAAUGGAGACAAGUGGCAUCGGACAAAGACCCCAGAGGCGCAAGGCACAGCUUUGGUCUGAGAGAGAGUUUCAUGUUUGUGUUCAGCACCAUCACACUUCAAGGUUACCGAGAGACUCCCCGGUCUCUGGCAGGUCGCGUGUUGGCGGUGUCCUGGUUCAUCUUCGUCUUCUUCAUGGUGGUGGCCUACAUAGGAGCAGCCACGGCCUUCAUGUUUGCGGGACAGAGCAUGCCAUCAAUGCCUUUUGAAGAUCUUGAGGACAUUGUCGAUCACAGACAAAUCCAAAUAGGAAUGGUGCGAGGUGGAAGUUCGUUUCAAAAACUCAAGGACAGUAAGAUAGGCAUCUAUCAGCGUGUGGCUGACUACGUUGAAAUGCAGAAUUCGUUUGUAAACAGCACGAAAGAAGGACUUGAAAGGGUUAGAGGCAGAGCUGGACAUUUUGUAAUGUUGAUGGAGUCAUUGAGAGCAGACUACAUUGCCCAGCAGUUGCCCUGUGAUGUUAUGGUGUAUGGCAAUAGUCAUUUCAGUAUGAGCUUGGGUCUUUUCACAAAUCAAGGAUCUGGUCUCAAGCAGAAAAUCGAUGAUGCACUCCUAAGAUUGAGGGAAGAUGGCACAAUACACAUUCUGCAGCAAAAGUGGUGGACAUUAAUGGGGAGGUGUCCAGUGGCUCGUGUUGCGAACAAACGGCAACAAACCAUCACGGCUUCUCAAGCAACACUUCGGAAACUUGCAGCACCGUUCCUGCUGCUGCUGAUAGGUGCUAUCCUGGCUGUUGUGGUCCUGGUGGGCGAGAUCGUCUUCAGGAAACUCAGGCAGUAGAUGCCCGCACUGCAUUCAUGCAUGGGCCGCCCUUCCACGAUGUUACGUCUCGCGAACUCAUUACCAUUCUUCUCGUCACUCUAUGGCUUUACACUGCCGGAGUUACUGCCGAUGUGACGUUAAAUAUUAACUCACUAUUUACCAUUCCUCAUUGCUUUUAGUAUCAACACCAUGUGCAUCUUAAUUAGGUGUUGUAUUGACUGUUGGCACCGUGUCACAAUGUAAUCAUGGACUUAUGUAUAUCUAGAUACAUGGACACCCUAUAUAAACAUUUACUUUGACGAACGUGUGCUUUACGAUCUCUGCCUAGUAGAUGAUUAGUUGUGCAAUGUAUGCAUGCAGAUUCAGUAGGUAGGUUUAUAGUUAUGAAAAAGUGAAAAAAAUAUAUACUUAUUGUUCAUUCAGAAAAACUGCAUGUUUUUCUAACAUUAUUUAUAUUGUUUACCUUUGUGGCAGAUGUUCAUUUCAGCGGUUCGCAUUCAGGAUGUGUGAUUGUUUCGGCUGGCCAAGUAGUCGUGGGCGCCGGAAUUCGCUUAACAGAUUGUGUUCCCUAGAUGUACUGGAACCCUAUGAUCGUGGGUUCGAAUCCCAGAUUCGCCCUACAUGUUUCGUUGAUUAUGCUAAGAUAAUCUUGGGUUCGAGUCUGAGGUUCGCCCUGAUUAUCCUUGGUUUGUCACAACCAUACCCAUGUGGGUUUCGGCAAAGUGGUAAGCGUCUUAGGCUUCCAUCGCCCGCCAGCAGGCUUUCCUCACACAUCCUGCUGAUGUAAUUCUUACGUAUGGAAUGAAUUUUGUCCCUUUUAUUUAUGCAUCUUAAAUGUCACUGGAGAACAAUUUCGGUGUAUGCAUGCACAUGUAACCUUAAGCAGUUUCUUAUAUACUUGUAUUAGAUUUGGUCUGUUAUUUAGGAAGCAGAAUAAACUGUGUCAAUUA
Molecule: messenger RNA, 2358 nt
Organism: Haliotis rufescens (red abalone)
Lineage: Eukaryota; Metazoa; Mollusca; Gastropoda; Lepetellida; Haliotidae
Product: glutamate receptor 1-like
Exons: 5
Coding region: 125-1426 (433 amino acids)
Biological process (GO): monoatomic ion transport; modulation of chemical synaptic transmission; synaptic transmission, glutamatergic
Cellular component (GO): dendritic spine; plasma membrane; postsynaptic membrane
Molecular function (GO): transmitter-gated monoatomic ion channel activity involved in regulation of postsynaptic membrane potential; AMPA glutamate receptor activity
Source: RefSeq, a predicted model, not a curated record